CGCGGUGGGGGAGGCGGCGACCGAAUCGCGUCGCGGGACCGGCUGGGCCGGGCUGUGGCGAGCCAAGCGCGAGCGCCACCUGCGCGGGGACCCGAGCGCGAGCCGCGGCCGCCGUCGCCGCCAUGCGCUGGGUGCGGGCGCUGCUGAAGAAUGCGUCCCUGGUAGGGGCUCCCAAGUACAUCGAGCACUUUAGCAAGUUCUCCCCAUCUCCGUUGUCCAUGAAGCAGUUUCUGGACUUCGGGUCCAGCAAUGCUUGUGAGAAAACCUCCUUCACCUUCCUCAGGCAGGAGCUGCCCGUGCGCCUGGCCAACAUCAUGAAGGAAAUCAACCUCCUUCCCGACCGGGUGCUGAGCACACCCUCGGUGCAGCUGGUGCAGAGCUGGUAUGUCCAGAGUCUCCUGGACAUCAUGGAGUUCCUGGACAAGGACCCUGAGGACCAGCGCACCCUGAGUCAGUUCACUGAUGCCCUGGUCACCAUCCGGAACCGGCACAAUGAUGUGGUGCCCACCAUGGCGCAGGGCGUGCUGGAGUACAAGGACAGCUAUGGUGACGACCCCGUGUCCAACCAGAACAUCCAGUACUUCCUGGACCGCUUCUACCUCAGCCGCAUCUCCAUCCGCAUGCUCAUCAACCAGCACACCCUGAUCUUUGAUGGCAGCACCAACCCAGCCCACCCUAAGCACAUCGGCAGCAUCGACCCCAACUGCAACGUCUCUGAGGUGGUAAAAGAUGCCUACGAUAUGGCCAAGCUCCUGUGUGACAAGUAUUACAUGGCCUCCCCUGACCUGGAGAUCCAGGAGCUCAAUGCAUCCAACUCUAAACAGCCAAUUCACAUAGUGUAUGUCCCUUCCCAUCUCUACCACAUGCUUUUUGAGCUCUUCAAGAAUGCCAUGCGGGCAACUGUGGAAAGCCACGAAUCCAGCCUCAUUCUCCCACCUGUCAAGGUCAUGGUGGCCUUGGGUGAAGAAGAUCUAUCCAUCAAAGUGAGUGACCGAGGUGGGGGUGUCCCUUUGAGGAAGAUUGAGCGACUCUUCAGCUACAUGUACUCCACGGCACCCACCCCCCAGCCUGGCACCGGGGGAACCCCAUUGGCUGGCUUUGGUUAUGGGCUCCCCAUUUCCCGCCUCUAUGCCAAGUACUUCCAGGGGGACCUGCAGCUCUUCUCCAUGGAGGGCUUUGGGACUGAUGCUGUCAUCUAUCUCAAGGCCCUGUCCACGGACUCGGUGGAGCGCCUGCCCGUCUACAACAAGUCUGCCUGGCGCCACUACCAGACCAUCCAGGAGGCCGGCGACUGGUGCGUGCCCAGCACGGAGCCCAAGAACACGUCCACAUACCGGGUCAGCUAGAGGCCACCCACUUGGCUGCACCUGAGGGGAUGGACUGCUGCCCCUUGGACUGGUCACCAUGGUGCCCCGCCCCAAAUCCCCAGGUUGGGGGUGGAUGUCCCUGAUGACCACAUUCUGUCUCUGUGGAAAUCACUGCAAUGACCAGUCUGUGGUGGCCCCUAAGUGCCAAUCUCUGUCUGUGGAGCCCCGUAGGUGAUCUCCCUGGUGUCCAGUUUCUGUGGGUGAUGCCUGAGGGCUGGGGGACAUCUCACCCUGAUGGGGACUCCCAGAGAUACUUUUCCGCGGCAGUCCUGAGUCCAGUGCUGUCACUUUUCUGCCAGGGGUCCUGAGCCCCCCCUCACUGCCCUCCACAGCUCUGGCCUUCCACAUGCUGCCCCUGCUUGCCUUAUCCCCCCAGCCCUCACAGGCUCCCUGGUCUGGGCCUGUGGUCAGUGUUAGGAAGGGGCUCAGUGACCCCAGAUCUGGGGUUACCCUGGGUGAGGAAAGGGGUUGUGCCCUGGCACCCAUGAUAGGGGACCUGGUCCUGCAGCCUCUCCUUUUACUCUGAGUGGACAGGUGAGGAGGGACAGGGCUCUCUCCCAAGGUCCACCCCCUAAAGUGGAGGAACCUGGGAAGACCCAGAGGUCACCCGUCCAGCCUAGCUGCUCGAGGCCCCACAGGUGGCCUCUGUGACAUUUCUGCCCCUCCCUGACCCUGCCGGGCCUUCCUCGUGCACCCACCCCCUGCCUGCGCUCCAGCCCUCAACUCCCGCUCCACCUGGCACGUUUGUGCCCGGAGUGGCUUUCUCCCCAGAAUGCUCUGUGUAUAUAGGUAGUUUUGUAACCCUGAAUGCCCCUGCCCCCUCAGCACACAGGGGGUUAAAGUUGUGUGCUCCUUCCAGUGGCUGUGAUGGUGACAGUGACACCCACAGUAAAGAGAAGAUUGAUUGGAUGA
Molecule: messenger RNA, 2279 nt
Organism: Choloepus didactylus (southern two-toed sloth)
Lineage: Eukaryota; Metazoa; Chordata; Mammalia; Pilosa; Megalonychidae
Gene: PDK2
Product: pyruvate dehydrogenase kinase 2
Exons: 11
Coding region: 123-1346 (407 amino acids)
Biological process (GO): protein phosphorylation; regulation of glucose metabolic process
Cellular component (GO): mitochondrion
Molecular function (GO): pyruvate dehydrogenase (acetyl-transferring) kinase activity
Source: RefSeq, a predicted model, not a curated record